Messenger RNA from Octopus sinensis (East Asian common octopus), 1975 nucleotides. RefSeq names its product E3 ubiquitin-protein ligase MIB2-like. The transcript is spliced from 13 exons. Gene Ontology annotation, cellular component: cytoplasm. The record is from RefSeq and is a predicted model, not a curated record. Gene Ontology annotation, biological process: protein ubiquitination. Gene Ontology annotation, molecular function: ubiquitin-protein transferase activity; protein binding. Bases 24 to 1895 code for a protein of 623 amino acids. Lineage: Eukaryota; Metazoa; Mollusca; Cephalopoda; Octopoda; Octopodidae.
GUAAAUUUGAAUGUGUGGAAACAAUGGGUAUAAAUAUAUCAUUGGAUUUAUUCAAACAAGUAAAUGUGACAGCACCUAGUGAUGCAGAUUUACGAAAGGUGUUGCGAGAAGAUCAUGUAGGAGCGAGACCCACUAUGACAAACGUUAGCGUAUUUAAUGUUGGGGAUGUAGUUAAGAUAAUUGAUGAUGUCACCAGAAUUAUGGGUUUGCAGAAAGGUCAUGGUGGGUGGAUUUCUACUAUGAUGUGGAUGUUAGGUAAAGUUGGUAUAGUAAGAUCUGUGCUCGCAAAUGGUGAUAUACUCGCAUCGGUGUUUGGUAAAACAUUUGUAUUGAAUCCUGAGUGCUGUGAAAAGGCACCCCCAAACACGAUAGUUCAGGGACCAAGUGAUAACGCUGAAAUGCGGGAGAUGAUGGAAAAGUUUUCUAAAAUGACUUCUGACUUCGAAAACCUCUUACAGAACAGGCAGGAAUACAGAGGUUUUCAAAGACAACACCAACAAUUUUCCGCCGGUGAUGUAAUUCAGAUAAUUGAAGAUAUUCAAAAAGUUAAAGUGUGUCAGAAAGGACAUGGUGGAUGGGUUGAUGAUAUGACAUCAAUAUUAGGUAAUAUUGCUGAAGUACAACUAGCGUUACCAACUGGUACUUUAGUAGUUUUGGUAUCUGGUAAAUUGUGUUUACUCAACUCUGAAUGCUGCAAAAAGGUGUCAAAUCCUAUAGAUGACAUUGAAGAUAACUUUAAAUCAAUGGAUUACAUGACACAACAGUGCUUUCGAACAGCCUUCAACUCCACAGCUGCUGAAGACAAAACGAUGCAUUUUCAAGAAUUCAAGAAAAAGCUUCUUGAAGAAGAUUUCUUUGAGAACACUGACAUACAUGAUGCUAUCUGUGAAGGCGAUGAGAAAAUCAUUGAUAGGCUGAUCAAUAAUCCCGACAUUGAUUUCACGACCCGUGACCACUUUGGCUAUAAUGCAUUACACCAAGCCGCAAUCAAGGGAAAUAAUUAUGCAACGGAAAGGAUUCUGCAAAAAUGCAAAGACAUUGUUGAUAUUAAAACGGAAGAUGGUUUUACUGCAUUACAUUUUGCAGUUAUUCAUGGUCACCAAGAAGUUGCUAAUACACUACUAACUUUGGGAGAGGCUCAGGUGGAUAUUCGAAACCACUUUGAACUGACACCAUUUCUCCUGGCUACCAGCGGAGACCAUAUAGGUUUGAUUGAAUUACUCUUGACAAACGGGGCCGAUAUCAAUGCUGAAGACAAAGAUGGCAACACCUGCCUUCAUUUUGCCAUCUCAAAGCAGACUAUCUAUGCUAGUGAUGAAGAUUCAAAACUACUAGAAGACAUUAGCAUUCAUCUCGGUUUAGGUGGAGAUGAACUCCCUUGGGAGGUCAUAGCUGGUUAUUUAGUACAAAAAGGUGCAGACAUUUAUCACAGAAACCACCAAAAUGUUAUGCCAUUGGACAUCACAUGUGACCAAUCAUCAAUAGAGAAACUGGUGAAACUUGCCUCAAUGUUCACAACUGAACACUCUAAGGAGGAACAUACUGCAGAACCACAAAGUAAUACCAGAGAUUGUUUGCUGUGUUCUGAGGAACAGGCCAAUAUAUUAUUCCAGCCAUGCAGUCAUGUGUUGAUCUGCGACAACUGCAACAAAAUUAUUCCAAUCGAAAACUGCUUGCAGUGUAAUGAGCCUAUAGCUAACAAAAUUAAAAUUCAAGAUGAUCAGGAAGAGAGAGUUGUGAAUUUGAUAACAAAGUUUACAUGCAAAAUUUGUUUGAAUUGCUCUUGUAAUAUGGCAUUUGAUUGUGGUCACACAGCUUGUACAAAGUGCGGAGAGCGUUUGAAGGAGUGCCAUGUAUGCCGUAAACCAAUUCAGAAGAAAUUGAAUCUAUUCUAGAUAGAUACGAUUUGCUUUGCUAACCGUGAUAUUGUGAAAUUUAAAUUUAAAUCAUUUGUUCUCUUAAAAUGUUUCCUAUA